Molecule: messenger RNA, 1832 nt
Organism: Oenanthe melanoleuca
Lineage: Eukaryota; Metazoa; Chordata; Aves; Passeriformes; Muscicapidae
Product: protein mono-ADP-ribosyltransferase PARP3-like
Exons: 11
Cellular component (GO): site of double-strand break
Molecular function (GO): NAD+ poly-ADP-ribosyltransferase activity
Source: RefSeq, a predicted model, not a curated record
AUGGCAAUGCAGGCAUGCAGGCAGUGCAGGGAGUACAGACAGAAAGGCAGUACAGGCAGUGCAGGGAGUACAGGCAGUGCAGGGAGUACAGACAGUACAGCCAGAAAGGCAGUACAGCAGCUGGCAGUGCAGUCCAGCAGCCGGCAGGUCUGUCACAGAGUGCAUGCGCGACCCGGAGGCAUUACAGCUGUUUCCGCAUGUCAUCCGUGGCUGCUGCCUAAGGAAGAAGUUUCUCCUCUGGGCAGGCUGCCCGUCCAGCCUGAAGACCCUUGUCAGCUCCUCGCAGGCAGCCCUGGGCAGCGAGAGCAGGUCUAUGAGGACUAUGACUGCACCCUGAACCAGACCAAUAUCAGUGCCAACAACAACAAGUUCUACAUCAUCCAGCUCCUUGAGUAUAAUGGUUCCUACGGUGUCUGGAGACGCUGGGGCCGUGUGGGAGAGGUGGGCGAGUCUAAGCUCAUAACAUGGAAAUCCCUGGAUGCUGCCAAGAAGGACUUUGAGAAGAAGUUUCGAGAGAAGACCAAGAACAGCUGGGACAGAAGGGAGAACUUCAUUGCCCAGCCCGGGAAGUACACACUCAUUGAGGUGGAGCGGGAGGUGAACCUCACCAGGGCAGGAGGUGGAGGUAGCCCUCAGGAUGUGAAGAAGAUGCCUCUGGGGAAGCUGAGCAAGCAGCAGCUUGUGAGGGGCUUUGAGGCCCUGGAAGAGCUGGAGGCAGCACUGAAGGAGCAGCCACCCCAGGCCGCUCGCCUGGAGGAACUCUCCUCACGCUUCUACACCAUCGUCCCACACAACUUUGGAUGGGCACGACCACCCACCAUCAACUCCCCUGACCUGCUGCGUGCCAAAAAGGACAUGCUAUUGGUGCUAGCCAAGAAUGCAUUGGCACAGAGCCUGCAGGCACAGAACAUGAUGGAGGAGGAAGAAGAGAACAAAGUCCCUCAUCCACUGGAUUAGGAUUAUUCCCUGCUCUGCAGCCAGCUCUCCCAGCUGGAGCCUGCUGAAGAAAUCCAGCAGGUUCUCAUCUCUUUGUUAUGCAAGUGGGGGUCCCGUCUCUUUGUUGAUCGCUGUCACCCGGCUUCCCGGGAAUACCAGCUGAUCAAAACCUACGUGACACAGACUGGGCAUAAUCUCCGCAUUCUCAACAUCUGGCAGGUGGCCCGGGAUGGUGAGGAAGAGCGUUUCAAGGCCCAUGACCUGCUGGAGCACCGGCGCCUGCUUUGGCACGGCACCAACGUGGCGGUGGUGGCGGCCAUCCUCAAGAGCGGGCUGCGCAUCAUGCCGCACUCGGGCGGGCGCGUGGGCAAGGGCAUCUACUUCGCCUCUGAGAACAGCAAAUCAGCCAGCUAUGUGGGCUGUACGUCAAAGAGGGUUGGCAUCAUGUUCCUGACGGAGGUGGCCCUGGGCAAGCCCUACCGCAUCACCCGCGAUGACCCCACGCUGUGUCAGCCACCUGCUGGCUAUGACAGUGUCCUGGCCUGUGGCCGGACAGAGCCAGAUCCUGCCCAGGAUGAGGAGGUGCUGCUGGAUGGCAAGAAAGUGCUGGUGUGCCAGGGCAAGCCCAUCCCCAUGGCUGCCUACAAGGACUCCUCCUUCAGCCAGAGCGAGUACCUCAUCUACCAGGAGAGCCAGUGCCGGAUCCGCUACCUUGUCCAGCUCUGCUUCUGAGGGUGCCUGGCAGCACCACAGCCCUGGCCCAGCAGCAGGUGGUGACACCCCUCAGCCCAGAGCACAGUGAUCUGGACUCUCCAGCCACCCCACCUGGGGCUUAGCAAGGGACAGGCUGGCACAGGGACUGAGCUUGCUUAUGACCCAAUAAAAGAUAUUUAACA